GCUGUUUUUAGAGUGAGGUAAACAUGAGCACCUCGACUGCCCCCGAGCGAGUAAGCUGGACGGUUUUGUUCAGCAGUCUUGCUCUUUUUACCAUUGUGGGGAACUUCCUCUCUAUUGCGGUAUUCCUUAACAAUUCAAGACUUCGUCGCAUGCGCACAAGCCUGCUACUGAUCAACUUAGCGAUCGCUGACCUGCUCGUGGGCUCCGUUGCCGUUCCAAUGUAUAUGGUCUUCCAGUGGCCGGAAAGCGCCAUAGCGAGAGACUUUACUUUUAUCACCUCUUAUGACGCUAUUGAUCUGCUAACCGGCUUUGCGUCCAUAUUCAGCCUAUCUGCGAUUGGUUUGGAGCGUAUGUUCUCUGUUUUCUCCCCUCAUAGGCAUCGAGCGACUGGCAAAGUGCCUUAUUAUGCAGCUGUUAUGGUAUGUUGGCUGCUCUCCUCGCUGCAAGUUUUACUGCGCAUUUUGAAGGCCCACAAGAUUGUGGAGCUCACCGUCUUCUUUUACAACAUGAUGUUCGCACUGUCUUUUGCCUUCGUUGUCAUGCUUGUCACUUACACCGCGGUCUGGUACAAAGUACGGGCUCGUCAGCUCGAGCUGAGCGAUCGUGGGAGGAGCAGCAGAUUGUCAGUUGAACGAGAGCGCAGGCUCAUUCUGACUCUGGCAAUUGUCACCGGAUUCUUCCUCGUCACAUGGUUACCAUUUCAUUUGUUAAACAUUUCCUUGUUCUUCUGCGUUCAAUGUCGACAGCAAACGGCGAUCAAUUUCAUCCACGCAAUCAAACUUCUACAUUACAGCAAUUCGUUUGUGAAUCUGAUUAUCUACAGCUGCAGGUUCCCUGACUUUCGCCGAACGCUUUGUCAAUUUUUUGGAAAGACUAGGCGUGUUGAUCCUGACACGCAGUCAAAUGUAUUGGGACAUAUGAGUUUUCUAAACACGAACAACCGCAGUCCACCGGUAGAAAUGGAUGAGGGUAUUCCGAUUUCUUCUUACUCAGCAAGAAUUCAAUCCUCGGGGCAUUGUUAGAACUUCAAGUAAACACUAGGCCCAACGAAACUGUGAUAAUUCCUUCAAGCUCCUGUCAGUUUUCCUCCUCUUAUGAUUUUCCUAUUUAUAAUCAUGCGAGUCGAAGAUGUUUCCCGAAAAAUUGCGAUUACUGUCCAACCAAGAAUCACCCAGCGCAUCAAUCCCUGGUGCUCUCAAUUUUUUUGCCGGGAAAUAUUCCCUUCCGCCAUCCAACUCAGAAAAGACUCAAGGGUUGUUUGAAGGGAAAGUAAUUGAUGUUGAACCUACAGCUGAACAACUGAGAUCAAAAUAGGCAUCCUCUGCAUUUUCAUUUCAUUAGUACUCGUCAAAAGUUUCUUGCAGAAAAUUGUAGUGAGAUUAAUAUCCAAUUAGAUGGCCAUCCAAUUUGCAGGGUUAAACAUGCCAAAUCAUUAGGUUUAAU
Messenger RNA from Pocillopora damicornis (cauliflower coral), 1443 nucleotides. RefSeq names its product adenosine receptor A2a. The record is from RefSeq and is a predicted model, not a curated record. Gene Ontology annotation, cellular component: plasma membrane. Gene Ontology annotation, molecular function: G protein-coupled receptor activity. Gene Ontology annotation, biological process: G protein-coupled receptor signaling pathway. Lineage: Eukaryota; Metazoa; Cnidaria; Anthozoa; Scleractinia; Pocilloporidae.